Messenger RNA from Symsagittifera roscoffensis, 890 nucleotides. RefSeq lists its product as uncharacterized. Bases 177 to 890 code for a protein of 237 amino acids. Gene Ontology annotation, biological process: neuropeptide signaling pathway. The transcript has 4 exons. The record is from RefSeq and is a predicted model, not a curated record. Gene Ontology annotation, cellular component: plasma membrane. NCBI's taxonomy places the organism in Eukaryota, Metazoa, Xenacoelomorpha, Acoela, Convolutidae. Gene Ontology annotation, molecular function: G protein-coupled peptide receptor activity.
UUAAGGCAAAAAACACCAAUUUAUCAUUUAUUCUCACACCGUCACUUCUAGAAUUCGUUGUUAUAAAAAUAAUAUAGUUUGUUAAGCUUUUAACUGACCUUUUGAAAUUUGACAACCAUAACUUUUCCAGAAUCGCCAAUUUUAGCAUCGAGAGUUUUUGUUGAAUCCCAGGAAGAAUGAACUUGACUAACGUGACCACCACUGAAGUUCCAGUUUUGUUGAAACUGACUCAAUGGACAACUGGCACAAAUGCUAUGCGGCUCUCUGGAUUUGUGGUGUCGGUUCUGGGAUUGGUGGGAAACUUCCUAUGUUAUAUAACUGCCAAUGAGUUGCCAGCUUCAAACAGUGCUUUCCUCAUGAAACACUUGGCAGUGUGGGACUCCAUCGGAGGCUUCACCGACGGAUUCACAAUCAUCACCACUUACUUCAACUGGUGGAUUGCAAACACUCACCUCGUGGUGUGCAUUCUGUUCCGGUUCCACACCAUAGCCAGCAGUCUGGCCACUGGCUACUUCGUUGUUGCCAUGAGCGUGGACCGGGUAGUGGCCAUUAAAUUCCCAUUCCUCCACAGGAGCUACUCCUCCAGUCGAGUGGCAGCUGUCAUUGCGGCAACUGUGGUCAUCGUGUCCUACGCACUGAGUUCAGGGGUAGCCUACUUUUCGGACAUGGAUGAGAAUGGCCAGUGUGGUCUGAACCGAAAGAGCAUGUAUUUAGUCCAUACCGUGUAUGCCUUCGUGGGCCACUACUUCGUCUUCUUCGGAGUGCCCUUCACCGUACUCGUGUCAGCCAACAUCAUCUUCGUCCACUCACUCAGAAACCGAAAAAAGGCCACUCAUAUCAAAACAGAAUUCUCUCCCGAAAAAUUUGUGCCACAAUGGAACCUGAUCUAA